Molecule: messenger RNA, 1230 nt
Organism: Quercus robur (English oak)
Lineage: Eukaryota; Viridiplantae; Streptophyta; Magnoliopsida; Fagales; Fagaceae
Exons: 1
Coding region: 1-1230 (409 amino acids)
Molecular function (GO): protein binding
Source: RefSeq, a predicted model, not a curated record
AUGAUUUCUAUUUUACUUACUGAUUUAGAAUUUGAAAUGAUCAGAAGAUAUGCAGAAUGUUUUUGGUUGAAAAAUGGGUUAGGCUCCAAUGCCCAGUCCGAACUCCCCCCAGAAGUCGUUCGUGAGAUUGUAAAUCGACUACAUACUUUCCAAGAUUUUAUAGCGGCUGCAGGGGUUUCCCGAACAUGGCGCUCUGUUUGUUUGAGCAUCAGUAGAAGGACUCAGCUUCCUUGCCUGAUGCUUUCCGAAACACCUUCCACAGACAUGCGACAUUUCUUCAGUCUCUGCGACAACAAUCGUUAUCAAUUACAAUUAUCUGAAGUCCAAGGAAAACGCUGUUGGGGAUCUCCACAUGGUUGGGUUGUAACCUUGGGUCCUGAUUAUGAAACCCACCUUCUGCACCUUGUUAAAAGAGUACAAAUUCCUCUUCCACCACUAAACACAAUUCGAACUCUGGCUGCUACAGAAGAGUGGUUUUGCCUUGUACACAAAUUCAUUCUUUUAAAUGACUCUUCCCAGGACUCAUCGUUACUUGUCAUUGCAAUUUUCGGCCCUGUGAAUCGCUUAGCUUUUGCUAGGGUGGCUUUCGACAGAGGAGGAGAAGAAGUGGCUUUGAAUAGAAGGGGACAGGGUCAGUGGGCUAUUGUUACCAAUCCAGACAUUUUGAAAUUCAAUGAUGUUGCAUGCUUUAAUGAUCAAUUGUAUGGACUUUGUGACAACGGCAAACUGGUGUGCCUUGAGCUUGAUGCUCCUCUGGCAGCUGAGAUACAAGUUAUUGCUCCCCAACCAAGCGAAGAAGAAGUAGGCAUGCCCCAAAAACUGUAUUUGAUGAAUUCAUCAGAAAAUCUUUUCGUUGUUUUUCAUUACGGAUUUCUUAUUCCUUCGAAGAUGAGGCACGAGACUAUAUGCUUUUUGGUCUACAAGUUCAACUUUGGUGCAUUGGCUUGGGAGGAAGUGACAGACUUGGAAGAUCUUGCUGUUUUUGUUGGUGAUGGCAAUUCCUGGUGCAUUCAUACAAGCGCUAUCCUUUGCAGAAGUAAUUGCAUCUACUUCACAGAUGACAAUUGGGAGUGGCAAAGGUACCCAGGAGUGGCAUAUGGAGGCCGUGAUGUUGGAGUUUUUAGCAUGGCACAGAGGGUAAUCCAACGCCUUCCAUUUGGUAAGGACAACCCUCGUUCUUAUUCUCGACCAAUUUGGGUUACACCUACGCUGCGUUUGGAUGAGCUUUAG